Messenger RNA from Amyelois transitella, 510 nucleotides. RefSeq lists its product as uncharacterized. NCBI's taxonomy places the organism in Eukaryota, Metazoa, Arthropoda, Insecta, Lepidoptera, Pyralidae. The coding region runs from base 129 to 473 and encodes 114 amino acids. The transcript has 2 exons. The record is from RefSeq and is a predicted model, not a curated record. Gene Ontology annotation, cellular component: mitochondrion.
ACUGGCAACUUGUCUUUGCUUUAGAAAAACAAACUUUUUUUGUUGACUUUCAAUUCAAUAAUAUUUUUAUGCAAAUACCUACUCAGAAAGUGUAUUAUUUAUUAAUAAAGAAUUCAUAAGACUAAAAAAUGACUGAUUAUUGUUUCUCUGAAUUAGAGUGUAAAAUAAUAUGUGCACAAAUUGAAAGGAGAGCCAAGUAUAGAAAAGAGUUUCUGAAACUGCGAACGGAUCCAUGCUUACAUUCCAAAGAAUCUGGAUAUGUAUUUGACCCUGCCAUGCAAAGAUUCAUGUCCAUGAAGUGUACUCAGUUCGAGCAUUUCACAGCGACCAAAAGCAACGUUGUGAAUGGCAUAUUGUUUCUGAUACCGUUCUUUGUGUACGGGUAUGCGGUAUGGAGUCAGCGCAGUCACGUGGAGAGAGAAAUACGAUGCGGGAGGCUCAAGUAUCGUGACAGACUGUUCAAAUUGCAAUAAAGUAGUAAUUGAUGUGAUUUUCCUUCUUUUUUCCCAU